Molecule: messenger RNA, 2297 nt
Organism: Hyla sarda
Lineage: Eukaryota; Metazoa; Chordata; Amphibia; Anura; Hylidae
Gene: UGP2
Product: UDP-glucose pyrophosphorylase 2
Biological process (GO): UDP-alpha-D-glucose metabolic process; glycogen metabolic process
Cellular component (GO): cytoplasm
Molecular function (GO): UTP:glucose-1-phosphate uridylyltransferase activity
Source: RefSeq, a predicted model, not a curated record
ACAUACAUUACUCAUAGGAGGUGGAGGAGAGGGGAGGAGGGAGACUACGUGCACUAUUAGUCUAUGGUCCUCUGGGCUGUCACAUGCCAUGUCAGGCACUCCCACUCCCAUUGAUGAAAUGUGCAUGUCGAGUGCUCAGCCCUGCACAGUGCAUCAUCACAGGAGCCGCUGCUGUACACACACACACACGGAGGGGGCACUGGUGCCAGUGAACUUUCCCUGCCUGCACCCCAUCAGUAGGGCGGGGGGGGGGGGAGAGGAGAACAUCACCCACCUCUCCCCUGUACAGGAGUUUGUUUGCGUUACCUCCCACUUGGAAGCCUCGUAUUAAUGCCAGCCGAUUGAUGCCACUUCCUAAUUGACUCAAGUGUCACACGUCUCGCGUCAACCCUUAGCCAGAACGCUCUUGCAAACAUGUCUUCGCUUCGGAAUGAUUAUAGCAAAGCAAUGUCUGGAGGAGGGACGUCGCAGUUUCAGGAGGCCAUCAUACAGGAGCUGGAGGAGGCUAUGAAGACGGAUCUAGAAAAAAUCCUGUCUACGGCACCGGAGUCUGAACUAGAGCAUACUAAGAAAGACUUGGAAGGCUUCCAGAAGUUGUUUCAUCGGUUCUUACAAGAGAAAGGUCCAUCUGUUGAUUGGGGAAAGAUCCAGAGACCCCCAGAGGAUUCCAUUCAGCCGUAUGAAAAGAUAAAGGCCAGAGGUCUGCCAGACAACAUCGCAUCUGUCCUCAACAAGCUGGUCGUCGUCAAGCUGAAUGGAGGUUUGGGAACCAGCAUGGGCUGUAAAGGCCCUAAAAGUCUUAUAGGGGUUCGGAAUGAGAACACCUUCCUAGAUCUCACUGUGAAACAAAUAGAGCACUUGAACAAAACGUACAACACCGGUGUCCCUCUUGUGUUGAUGAAUUCCUUCAAUACCGACGAAGACACCAAGAAAAUCGUGCAGAAGUACAGCCACUGCCGGGUGAAGAUCUACACGUUCAAUCAGAGCAGGUACCCAAGAGUAAAUAAGGAAUCCUUAUUACCCAUAGCCAAGGACCUGUCCUACUCGGUGGAGAACGCUGAAGCCUGGUACCCUCCCGGGCACGGUGAUAUCUAUGCCAGCUUUUACAAUUCAGGACUUUUAGACACUCUCAUAGAUGAAGGCAAAGAAUAUAUUUUUGUUUCUAACAUUGAUAAUCUUGGUGCUACUGUGGACCUCUACAUCCUCAAUCACCUCAUGAAUCCACCAAAUGGAAAGCGCUGUGAAUUUGUCAUGGAGGUCACAGACAAGACCAGGGCGGAUGUCAAGGGAGGUACGCUCACUCAGUAUGAAGGAAAGCUGCGUCUGGUGGAAAUCGCUCAGGUGCCCAAGCCUCAUGUGGACGAGUUUAAAUCGGUGUCAAAAUUUAAGAUCUUUAACACAAAUAAUCUGUGGAUAUCCUUGUCUGCUAUCAAGAGACAGCAAGAAGCCAAUGCCAUUGACAUGGAAAUCAUAGUUAAUCCCAAGACCUUGGAUGGAGGCUUGAAUGUCGUUCAGCUGGAGACCGCUGUGGGAGCCGCUAUUAAGAGUUUUGAGAACUCGCUGGGCAUUAAUGUACCUCGAAGCCGCUUCCUGCCUGUAAAAACUACAUCUGAUCUCCUCCUGGUCAUGUCCAACCUGUACAGCCUUAAUGCGGGUUCACUGACAAUGAGCGAAAAGAGAGAGUUCCCCACCGUGCCUCUCGUCAAACUGGGAAGCUCAUUCACCAAGGGCACAGUGAUUAUCAUUGCAAACCAUGGUGACCGGAUUGACAUCCCCCCUGGAGCCGUUUUAGAAAACAAAAUAGUGUCUGGAAACCUGCGGAUCCUGGAUCACUGAGGCCGUCUAUGUACAUACUUUUUACGUAUGAUGUACAGUAUAUAAUUACACAGACGGCUGGUUACUAGCUGAUCUGAACUCUGUGGUCUCCACUGUCAGUAUUGUAGUUGUCUGUGCUCUCUAUAGUCCCUAUUUAAGAAGAAAGCCCAAUCUAUAUUUAGAAGCAAUAAAUAAAAUAUUUAGUAGUGUAAUAAAAGAUAUACCCUGGUAAUGUGCAAUACCGUCCUGAAUUGGGAACAAUUAAAGGACAAAUCUAACCUUGUGUCUGAUUUUCUUUCUUGGAGUUUGUUGCCAUCAGAACCAAAACAACAUAAAAAUGUCCGGGAAACCAUUUGCUGACACUAAAGUGUGAUGUUAUAAGGAAUGUCGCUUAUGAUUUGUCUUUGUUUGUACCCCAUAAUUGUAAGCGCUGCGGAAUCUCUAGGCGCUAUAUAAAUAAAAUGAUUAAUAUUAUUAUGAGA